Molecule: messenger RNA, 698 nt
Organism: Bursaphelenchus xylophilus (pine wood nematode)
Lineage: Eukaryota; Metazoa; Nematoda; Chromadorea; Rhabditida; Aphelenchoididae
Source: the annotation of a GenBank genome assembly
AUGAGUCUAGGUCGUCUUUCUGCCUUUACUUACCAGGCGUUGAGGAAUGCUCGUCCUUUCUCAAGCACCUCGUCCAAGUAUUCAGAAGACCAGCCAAAUCUCUUCCCACCCGAGGUGAACCCAGAUGCUGCUCAAAACAGACCCAGAAGACAGAGACCUGGGUAAGUUUUCUUGCGUAAAAAAGACAAGAUCUUGAAUUUUGUUGUUUUUAGGUAUAUUUUAUGCAUCAAGAAGAUGAAUAAGAUUCUUCAUUUUAGUUCAAUGUUUUCAGAAUCAACUCAGUUCAUCUUCUCGGUGGCGUGGCCAAUAAUCCGCUUCAGAGAGUCGCCAGAAAUGGAAAGGAGUUCUGCACGUUUGAUAUGUUCACCAACUUGGAACAAAGAAGAGCUGAUGGAUCUUUUACAGAACACACCGACAUCCAUCACGUUGUGGCUCACGGUCCGUUGUCACGAUACGUCCUCGCAAAUGUUCAAAAAGGUUCGAAUUUCAAUUGUCGGCAUUUUCAGAUAAUGUUGACUUGAUGGUGUUACAGUAUGAAUGUGCUAUUUUUAGGAACCCGGGUUAUUGUCCAAGGUCGCCUGACCUACACUGGAGGCCAAACCAAUGUCAGUGGAGGUCUAGUACCGCAGAAGGCGGUAGUGAAUGCUGAUAUUAUUCAGCCGAUCGCUCGUUCCACACCAACGCAAAGACCCGAAUAA